Molecule: messenger RNA, 1890 nt
Organism: Talaromyces rugulosus
Lineage: Eukaryota; Fungi; Ascomycota; Eurotiomycetes; Eurotiales; Trichocomaceae
Exons: 3
Coding region: 1-1890 (629 amino acids)
Molecular function (GO): long-chain fatty acid transmembrane transporter activity; long-chain fatty acid-CoA ligase activity
Source: RefSeq, a predicted model, not a curated record
AUGGAUCCUGUAAGCAUCGCCGCAGCUGUUGCGGGUACGACGGCACUAGCCUACGCCAAUGCGAAAUGGCGCCUAAAGGAUGAUAUCCUAGGCCUAUAUCGUGUCAAAAAGGGCGAACGGGCGGCUCUCCAAGCUGCCAGUGAUGGGCGUCUUAGCAGUUUCCUAUUAUUCGAAGAAACCGCCAACAAAUACCCGGACAUGGUGGCUAUUUGGUCCCGCGAGCGGUCGUACACGUAUCGAGAAGUAUUCGCAAAGGCGUCACAGUUGGGACACUAUUUCCUCUCGCUUGGAGUCAGACCAGGGCAGCUAGUGGCCAUGUACAUGACCAACAGCCCGGAGUUUCUGUUUGUGUGGCUGGGUCUUUUGAGCAUUGGGUGUGCCCCAGCGACACUCAACUAUAACUUGAACGGCGAAGCGCUUAUCCACUGUCUGAAAGUACCCCAGGCCAAGUUCAUAGUCUUGGACGAUGAUGUUGGAUGCCGCCAGCGGAUCGACGAGAAUCGAUCGACCAUUGAAGACGAACUGGGUCUAAAGAUCUUGCCACUAGGCGAGACCAUGAAAGCCAUCCAAACAUUCCCCGAAACCGCCCCAGAUGUGCAGUACCGCAUGAACGUACCUGAAAACUUCCCUGUUUCCCUGAUAUACACUUCCGGUACAACCGGGUUACCAAAGGGCUGCGCCUUCACGACACACCGCUUCUAUUUCGGCGUGUUCGCCCGCGUGGCCUUUGGUGCAUCGACCACCCCGGGACCAGAUGGAGACAGAUGGUACAACUGCAUGCCUUUGUACCACGGCACCGGCGCCAUCAUAACCAUGACGAUGCUGGUCAGCGGUGUCUCCGUGGCCAUAGGCAAGAGAUUCAGCGCGAGGAACUUCUGGACCGACGUCCGCGAUUCUGAAGCUACCUGGUUCAUCUAUGUUGGCGAAACAGUGCGCUAUCUGCUCAACAACCCGCCCUCAAACAGUGACAAGGACCACAAGGUGAUUGGCAUGUACGGCAAUGGGUUGCGUCCGGAUGUGUGGGAGCGCUUCCGCGACCGAUUUGGCAUCAAGACGGUGUCCGAGUUCUUCAAUAGCACCGAGGGCAUGUUCGCCCUCAUCAACACGAACCACGGGCCUUACUCUGCCGGUGCAGUCGGUAAUCACGGUCUUCUCCUGCGUCUCGCCUUUCGCAAUCAUUACAUCCCCGUCGCCAUCGACCACGACACGGGCGAUAUCUGGCGUGACCCCAAGACCGGAUUCGCCAAGCGCCAGGCGUACGAAGAUGGAGGCGAAAUCCUGGUUGCCGUACCAGCCAAAGAGGCCUUUCAGGGAUACUGGCGCAACGGUAAAGCCACAGACAAGAAAUUCGCGCAAGACGUGUUCAAAAAGGGCGACAUUUACUACCGGUCCGGCGACGCGUUGCGCCGUCUGCCCGACGGCCGCUGGUACUUUAUGGACCGGUUGGGCGACACGUUCCGGUGGAAGAGUGAGAAUGUCGCGACAGCCGAAGUCGCCGAAGCCCUGGGUAGAUAUCCCGGUGUUGCCGAGGCCAACGUGUACGGCGUGCUAGUACCCAACCACGAAGGGCGCGCUGGAUGUGCGGCGAUUCAGGUUGCUGAUGAGAAGACUUUUGACUGGGCGGACUUUGCGCGGUACGCCCAGGACAAACUCCCUCGUUAUGCGGUACCUGUGUUUCUGAGGCUGGUCAGGGCUUCAUCGCAUAUUCAUAACAAUAAGCAGAACAAAGUGCCGCUGAGAGCCGAGGGCGUCGAUCCAGCCCUGAAAGGGACCAAGGAGCCCGAGGGUAAAGAGGAUAGAAUGUUGUGGCUGGCGCCGGGGACAGAUAAGUAUGAGGAUUUUGGCGCCAAAGAGUGGGAAAUCCUUGUCUCCAAGCAGGCUCAUCUGUAA